AUGUCCUCAAGUGCCUCCCAGGAUCAGUUCGCUGCCCUAGUUGCCAAAGGCGGCAAGUUGGCUGAAGCGGACAUCGAAGCCGUUUAUAACAAUCUUCCAGCUCUUCCCAUCGACUUCCUCCACGGAGAAUGGAAGGGUGGAAGUUUUGACACCGGCCACCCUGGCCAUGCCCAGCUCUUGGAUAUGAACUGGCUUGGAAAGACCUUCCACUCCAAUGAGAAUGUGGACCCUAUUGUUGUCUCGAAGGAUGGGAAGCGUGUAUGCGAUGAGAGCUGGGGCCACGCUGUCCUUCGUGAGAUUCGUUUCCGUGAUAUUGUGUCAACCGCUAUGAUUUACGACAAGAACCCUAUCAUUGACCACUUCCGCUAUGUUAACGAUAAACUCGUUGCCGGUGCCAUGGACACGAGCCUCUAUGGUGACGCUGGUACCUAUUACUUCUACCUAUACAGAUAG
Messenger RNA from Penicillium paradoxum, 453 nucleotides. Its product is annotated as DUF4334 domain-containing protein. The record is from RefSeq and is a predicted model, not a curated record. NCBI's taxonomy places the organism in Eukaryota, Fungi, Ascomycota, Eurotiomycetes, Eurotiales, Aspergillaceae. The coding region runs from base 1 to 453 and encodes 150 amino acids. The transcript has 3 exons.